AUGACUGCCACUGUCGAAAACUCCAAGGCGAAGCGUUAUGACCCAGGAGCAAACAUCGACCGGGCCCAAACCUGUAUGGUAGUUGGCCCUCGCUGCUAUUGCCGAACCACCAGAGGCCUCAUGUCUGAAGCACAUCUGUACUGGGAAAUUCGAAAGUUUCUGGCAGCAAAUGCAGCUUACCGUCGCUCGCUCAAAAAUGUACCGUUUUAUGACCGACAGGCUCUGUCCACUCCGGCGAGUCAGAGCUACUCGAGCCGCAGGUUUGCUCAGGGCCUUGCUCAAUAUUUGUUCUAG
Messenger RNA from Phytophthora infestans T30-4, 294 nucleotides. RefSeq lists its product as uncharacterized. The transcript has 2 exons. The record is from RefSeq and is a predicted model, not a curated record. Lineage: Eukaryota; Oomycota; Peronosporomycetes; Peronosporales; Peronosporaceae. The coding region runs from base 1 to 294 and encodes 97 amino acids.